Arachis stenosperma is the source of this 2619-nucleotide messenger RNA. RefSeq lists its product as uncharacterized. Gene Ontology annotation, molecular function: nucleic acid binding. The coding region runs from base 1 to 2619 and encodes 872 amino acids. The record is from RefSeq and is a predicted model, not a curated record. Gene Ontology annotation, biological process: DNA integration. The transcript has 6 exons. Lineage: Eukaryota; Viridiplantae; Streptophyta; Magnoliopsida; Fabales; Fabaceae.
AUGACCAAGAAGAGAAGCUGGAGAAAUGAGGAAACUGUGUUGUUGACUGAAGAGUGCAGUGCCAUCAUUCAACAUAAAUUGCCUCAGAAAUUGAAGGAUCCAGGCAGUUUCCAAAUUCCUUGCAUCAUAGGAGAAGUCAUGGUGGAGAAGGCCUUGUGUGACUUAGGGGCCAGUAUCAAUUUGAUGUCUCUAACAAUGAUGAAAAGAAUGAAGAUUGAGGAAGCCAAACCAACAAGAAUGGCCCUCCAAUUGGCAGAUCGAACCUUUAAAUUCCCUCAUGGGAUAGUUGAGGAUUUGUUGGUGAAAGUGGGAGAUUUUAUAUUUCCUGCUGAUUUUGUGGUGUUAGAUAUGGAGGAAGAAGCCAGAGCUUCAAUCAUUCUGGGAAGACCCUUCCUGGCAAUGAGCUAUCCAUCAGAAUCACUAAAGGAAUGCAUGAGAGUGGAUGUAGUGGACAUUGCAGUACACGAAACCUUUGAGGAAACAACAAAGGAAGUGGCAGAGGAGGAGUUCACCAAGGAUAUAGAAGUUAGUGACAUCAAGGCUGCCGAAGCAACCAUGCCAAGCAUGCCAGAAAGAAUGAAAGAAGAGAAGGAAGCACCAAAACCUGAGCUCAAAGCAUUGCCCCCUAAUCUCAAGUAUGCAUACUUGGGUAGUGAUGGGAGCCAUCCUGUUAUCAUUAGCUCUGCCCUGAGCCAAGAACAGGAAGAAGAAUUGAUCAAGAUAGUAGUUGAUCCAAGAGAUCAAGAGAAAACAUCAUUUGUUUGUCCAUAUGGAGUUUUUGCGUAUAGACGCAUGCCCUUUGGACUGUGCAAUGCACCUGGCACCUUCCAAAGGUGCAUGCUGUCCAUCUUCUCGGACAUGAUCGAAAAGUUUAUUGAAGUUUUCAUGGAUGAUUUUUCUGUGUUUGGAAAUUCCUUUCCUAGCUGUCUACACCACCUUGCCUUGGUGCUUAAGAGAUGCCAAGAGACCAACCUAGUAUUAAACUGGGAAAAGUGUCAUUUCAUGGUCACAGAAGGAAUAGUUCUUGGCCAUAAAGUUUUUUUGGGACACGCUGGGUUUUACAGAAGGUUUAUUAGAGACUUUUCUAAAAUAGCCAAACCUUUAAGUAACUUGCUUGUCUCUGAUACACCUUUUGUAUUUGAUAAAAAUUGCAUGCUAGCCUAUGAACUUUUGAAGCAAAAACUUUCCUCUGCACCUAUCAUUGCCCCACCUGAUUGGAACUUACCUUUUGAAUUGAUGUGUGAUGCAUCAGACCUUGCUAUUGGGGCAGUGUUAGGACAAAGGAAAGACAAUUUGGUACAUGUGAUCUAUUAUGCCAGUAAGGUCUUGAAUGAUAACCAAAGGAAUUACACAACCACUGAAAAAGAACUUCUGGCAAUAGUCUUUGCAUUUGACAAAUUUAGAUCCUAUCUCAUUGGAUCUAAAGUCAUUGUUUUCACUGAUCAUUCAGCUUUAAAAUACUUACUUGCUAAACAAGAAUCCAAACCAAGACUUAUUAGAUGGGUUCUUUUGUUGCAGGAAUUUGACAUUGAAAUCAAAGACAAGAAGGGUGUAGAGAACAAGGUGGCAGACCAUUUAUCAAGGAUACCAUGUGAGGAAGGAAGCACACCAAGCACACAUAUAAAUGAGUGCUUUCCUGAUGAACAACUCAUGAUAAUUCACAAAGCACCCUGGUUUGCAGACAUAGCAAACUUCAAAGCCACUGGGAGUUUGCCGUUGGAGUUUAACAAGCAUCAAAGGAAGAAAUUGAUAAUUGAAUUGUUUGAUGUAUGGGGGAUAGAUUUCAUGGGACCCUUCCCCACCUCAUACUCAAAUAAUUACAUUCUAGUGGCUGUAGAUUAUGUCUCCAAAUGGGUUGAAGCGAUAGCAACUCCAACCAAUGAUAAUAAAGUAGUCAUAAACUUCCUCAGAAAACACAUUUUUUGCCGUUUUGGGGUUCCAAGAGCAAUCAUCAGUGAUGGAGGAAGCCACUUCUGCAACAAACCAUUAGAGGCAUUGCUUCUAAAAUAUGGAGUCAAACAUAAGGUAGCCACACCAUACCAUCCACAGACAAGUGGGCAAGCCGAAAUAUCUAAUAGGGAACUCAAAAGGGACUGGUCGAUUAAACUAGAUGAUGCUCUUUGGGCAUAUAGGACAGCUUUUAAAACACCAAUUGGAAUGUCUCCUUACCAACUAGUAUAUGGAAAGGCUUACCAUUUGCCACUGGAGUUGGAGCACAAGGCAUUCUGGGCCUUGAAACUCUUAAACUUGGACAGCAAAGCUGCUGGAGAAAGAAGGAUGUUGCAAAUUCAAGAGUUGGAAGAAUUCAGAGCUGAAGCUUAUGAGAAUGCCAAAAUUUACAAAGAAAGAGCAAAGAAGAAGCAUGACAGCAACAUAGCCCCAAGGAAAUUUGAAGAGGGACAAAAAGUAUUGCUCUACAAUUCUAGGCUGAAGCUAUUUCCAGGGAAGCUAAAAUCAAGGUGGUCUGGACCAUUCCUUGUCACCAAAGUCUCCCAAUAUGGACAAGUAGAAAUCAUGGAAGAAAAGUCACAAAGAACCUUCACUGUGAAUGGUCAAAGACUCAAACAUUACUUGGGAGAUGUAGAGGAGAAAGACAAGGUUAAAUAUCACCUCAACUGA